Molecule: messenger RNA, 720 nt
Organism: Ostertagia ostertagi
Lineage: Eukaryota; Metazoa; Nematoda; Chromadorea; Rhabditida; Trichostrongylidae
Source: the annotation of a GenBank genome assembly
AUGUCUUUACCUGUAUUUAAAAACCGGCAGGUGCUUAUUACUGCCGGCCCCACUAAAGAGGCCAUAGAUCCUGUGCGGUUUAUCAGUAAUCAUUCAUCCGGGAAAAUGGGUUAUGCAAUCGCUGCCGCCUGUUUGGCCCAGGGGGCUUUUGUUACACUUGUAACCGGUCCGGUUGGCCUGGAGCUGGAGCACCCCCAUCUUAUUAAAAUUAAGGUGGAGUCUGCUACCGACAUGUGGAUUGCCUGUCAGCAGUAUUUUGCUUUAACGGAUAUUGCCAUUUUUGCUGCAGCGGUGGCCGACUAUCGCCCGGAGAUGGUGGCAAUACAAAAAAUAAAAAAGCAGGAAGAUAGUUUCACCAUUAAAAUGGUGAAAAACGUUGACAUAGCCUAUGAGUUUGGAAAAGUGAAAAAAGCAUCACAAGUGGCUGUGGGUUUUGCAUUGGAAACAGAAAAUGAACUGGUACACGCCACUGUUAAAUUAAAGAAAAAGAAUUUUGAUAUGGUGGUACUGAAUGCUGUAAACGAUGCCAAUGCAGGUUUUGGAUUUGAUACCAAUAAAAUUACCAUUGUUAAAAACGAUGGAAGCAUUAUCCCCUAUGCAUUGAAAAAUAAAACCGAGGUAGCCGCCGACAUAAUAGAGCAGGCCGGCAUUUGCUUUGCACUUAAAACUGAGGAGGUAAUGAAUGAAAAUGUGUCGGCGUAUGAAAUGAUGUACCGGUAA